Protopolystoma xenopodis is the source of this 231-nucleotide messenger RNA. NCBI's taxonomy places the organism in Eukaryota, Metazoa, Platyhelminthes, Monogenea, Polystomatidea, Polystomatidae. The record is from the annotation of a GenBank genome assembly.
AUGCUUCUGGAAGAUCUAGACUACCCACACUUGUUACCCGCUGACGUCUGCUUCAGUGAGCAGGACGACAGUGACCACGUGGAUGAGAGUGAUGAAGAAGCUGGUGUGAUAAUCAUGGCUGAUUCAGAGAUGGCUGGUGACGCGGCUAGUCGAAGUCGGCUACAAAAAAAAAAGUUGAUCAAAGCAAUGUCUGUUGGGGUGAGUCUAAGUAGGGCAAAUAGUCCCUUGUAA